This is a messenger RNA of Falco peregrinus (peregrine falcon), 5494 nucleotides long. It is a transcript of the gene TTLL5, whose product is annotated as tubulin tyrosine ligase like 5. Gene Ontology annotation, cellular component: cilium. Gene Ontology annotation, molecular function: ATP binding; metal ion binding; tubulin-glutamic acid ligase activity. Bases 221 to 4192 code for a protein of 1323 amino acids. The record is from RefSeq and is a predicted model, not a curated record. The transcript is spliced from 34 exons. Gene Ontology annotation, biological process: microtubule cytoskeleton organization; protein polyglutamylation. Lineage: Eukaryota; Metazoa; Chordata; Aves; Falconiformes; Falconidae.
GGGCGGGGCGGGGCGGGUGCGCGGGCGAGGCGGGCCAGCCGCCCGCCGGUUGUUGUAGUAACGGGGAAGCGGCGGGAGGGGCUGCGGCUGCCGGGCCGCCGUGUCCCGCCCGCGGCGGGCGAUGCGGGAGCAGGUAACUGCCCUUGCAGGAUCCCUUGAAUCUGCAGGAAGGAGUCGGAGAGGCUGCUGUGGCCAGGCUGUAUGAAAGCUCUCAGAGGAGAUGUCAGUUGGGAUGGCUCGAGACCUGGAGGAAACUGGCUCGUCCUCGGAGGAGGAGGAAGCUUUAAAUGGACUGGAGGAUCAUCCGUGUAUCAAGUGGACUGGUGGUGGCUGCAGGAGAAUCCCUGUCUUGGUGUUUCACGCUGAAGCCAUUCUGACCAACGACAGCUACCUCCGCCUAAUUGGAGAGCGCUACCACUUAUCCUAUAAGAUUGUGCGAACAGACAGCCGUCUGGUUCGAAGCAUUCUGACUGCCCAUGGAUUCCAUGAGGUGCACCCUAAUAGCAGCGAUUAUAAUCUCAUGUGGACAGGAUCACACUUGAAGCCCUACUUGCUGCGUUCCCUUACGGAUAUUCAGAAAGUCAAUCAUUUCCCUAGGUCAUAUGAACUGACACGGAAGGACAGACUAUACAAGAACGUCAGUCGUAUGCAGUUGGCCCAUGGAUUCAAGACGUUCCAUAUCUUACCUCAGACCUUUAUCCUCCCAACGGAGUACCAGGACUUCUGCAAUACCUAUUCUAAGGACCGAGGCCCAUGGAUAGUGAAGCCCGUUGCCUCUUCCAGGGGUCGAGGUGUCUACCUGAUAAACAGUCCAAACCAGAUUGUCCUGGAAGACAACAUCCUGGUUUCUCGUUACAUCAGCAACCCCCUGCUCAUAGAUGAUUUCAAAUUCGAUGUGCGCCUCUAUGUUCUGGUUACAUCCUAUGAUCCACUUGUCAUCUAUCUCUACGAGGAAGGAUUGGCCAGAUUCGCAACAGUGAGGUAUGACCAGGCAUCCAAGAACAUUAAAAACCAGUUCAUGCAUCUGACCAAUUACAGCGUCAACAAGAAGAGUGGAGAUUACGUCAGCUGUGAUGAUCCUGAAGUAGAGGAUUAUGGAAACAAGUGGAGCAUGAGUGCAAUGCUGAGGUACUUAAAACAAGAGGGGAGAGACACUGCAGCACUGAUGGCCAGCGUGGAGGACCUGAUUAUCAAGACUGUAGUUUCUGCUGAGCUGGCCAUUGCCACAGCUUGUAAAACCUUUCUUUCACAUCGUGGCAGCUGCUUUGAGCUGUAUGGUUUUGAUGUCCUUAUUGACGACACUCUCAAGCCCUGGCUGUUGGAAGUGAACCUAUCCCCGUCAUUGGCUUGUGAUGCUCCUUUGGACCUGAAGAUCAAAGCUAGCAUGCUCUCCGAUAUGUUCACUCUUGUAGGCUUCGUGUGCCAGGAUCCAGGCCAGCGGUCAAGUCGGGCCAUUUAUCAUUCAUCUGAAUCUGUCAGGAGAAAUCCGUACCAGAAGCUGCAGCGUCCUGUGUCUGCGCAGUCACAAACAGCAAACGCCAGAUUGCGUACUCGUCCUCUGUCUGCCAGUGAUGCUGAAAUUAAAAACCCAGUGCCCUCAGGCAGGGAAAAAGCAACAGGAAGGCAAGGCAGCUCUGUGCUAGGUCUCUCCAUGGAGGAGAUAAAAGUUCUUCGUCGAGUGAGAGAGGAGAAUGAACGGAGGGGAGGCUUCAUCCGGAUAUUCCCCACCCCAUUAACGUGGGACCUUUAUGGAUCCUUUUUAGAGCACAAGACAUCAAUGAACUACAUGCUGGCUACACGUCUGUUUCAGGACAGGAGCAAGAUGAAAAGAGACUUUGUCACUGGGAGAUCCCGAGCAGGUCUUAAUGGAAGGCUGGAUAUGAGGCUGGAAGCUGUAGACUCUCAUGCUCUCUUUUAUGAGAGAAAGCUUGUUUCGCUGGAGUUACGGAAGCGCCGGCGAUGUCAUGGCAAGACUAGAGCAGCACGGGCAAGAUCAUCAGGGACAUCAGAAACAACAAAACUGUCCCUCAAAUCAGACACAGAAGGUGAGGAGGAAGAGGCAGUAGAUGCAGAUGCAGAUGAAGAGCUGGAUAGAACUGUGGGCUCUCUUUCGGACACCCAGGUGAAAAGCAAAGCAAAGCUCUCUGACUUGGUGAAAACUACUCGUAAGGAGAGGUUGCCAAAAAAACUUGACAAGAAAACUGAAGAUGGAGGAGAGCCGUUGCUUCAAAAAAAAGACUCAGAAUCUCAGUUUAACUUGCUGCAAAUUCUUCAAAAGCAUGGAAACCUGAGCAAAGUGCAAGCUCGCAGGGCUUUCUCUGCCUAUUUACAGCACGUUCAGUUGCGACUGAUGAAGGAGGCUGGUGACCAGAUCCAGAAUCCUGCCUGGGCUGCCAAAGAGGAUGAGCAAAUGGAGCUUGUGGUGCGCUUUCUGAAACGAGCUGCCAGCAAUCUCCAGCAGUCCUUGAGGAUGCUUCUCCCCAGCCGUCGUUUAGGACUAAAUGAUCGUCGUCGUAUCCUGGCUCACCAGCUGGGCGAGUUCAUAAUCUGUUAUAACAAGGAAACAGAGCAGAUGGUUCAGAAGCGAUCAAAAAAGAAACAGGAAGAGGAGGAGGAGGGAGUGAAUCCUGAAGGUUUUCAGAACUUUAUUACCAGAGCAAGUGAAAGUGACCUGGAAGAAGUGCUGACAUUUUACACACACAGAAACAAGUCAGCAAGUGUCUUCCUAGGAGCAAAUUCCACAAGCACAAACCCCAGCAACACCAGUAACCAGUCAGAGAAACAGCUUCAAGGUGAGCAUCCUGAGGUGGUGAAAAAAAUAAAAGGUGAUCAGCCCAAAAGUUCAGUUGCAGGUCUGCCUGCAGAAGGAGCAUUAAAAGGCUAUAAACCCAAAGAAGUAAAAACAACCUUUCCAGAAGGAUCCACCUUCUCCUUAAAUGCUGAAGUGAAAUUACCUCGGUGCAGUGCUCCUAGUGCUUCUUCCUCUGUUUCUGGUGCCACAUUCCAGAGAAGUACCAGAUCCUGGAUACCAUCUCCGCCUGCAGCCUCUGAAAAUUCACAGGUGCCUGGUCACCAUUCAUUGCCGGCUCCUCCAGUGGGUUCCAGGCCGAUUCAGUCCUCAUCCCCACUGCCCUCCUCACAGAGCACAGCUCCUGACAGCUGCUCUGUUUCCACAAACCCAGUGUCCAGUGAUACUUCUAGCCUUGCAGGGUUACGCCAUUGUCAUUCUGGUAGCUACACCAUUGGCCCGUUCUCAUCUUUUCAGAGAGCUGUUCAGAUCUACAGCCAAAGGUUGUGCCGACCAUCCUCUGCAAAAGUAGGUUUGUGCCAUCGCAGCCCAAGUGGGCAGGGCGUGGGCUCAGCCAGGAUGCACAAAGAUGCAGAAGAUACUUCUUCCCAGGGCAAACGUUAUAGCCCCAGUGUAGUAGCAGCAGAACUGCAGCAGCUGGCCGAAAAGCAAGCAGCCUGUCAGUAUUCCCCACCAAGCCACAUCAGUCUCCUUACACAGCAGUUAACAAACCUGACCUGGGGAAGUGGAGCUAUAAGCAAGGGGAAUGCAGCCAUCCCACAGAGCUACCGGUCACCACUCAACAAAAGAGGGUCAUUGUGGGCUGUUCAGUCAGAUGCUCAUAUAGCUGACAAACGAUCUGUCUCUUCAUCAGUCAGGGCUCCAGAAAGUCAUCAUUUUGCCCGGGAAGGAGAGAUGGAGAACAGUGUCUACAACAAGGUGACACGAAGUCCACUGCCACAUCCCAACUAUCAGCUCCAUUUUGCUGUGCAGCAGCUUCAGCAGCAGAAACUUCAGUCACAACAGCUGUUGGAGCAAAGCCAAGUCCGGCACCAGGCUCUCUUUGCCAACUACUCACAGUCCAGUACCAGCCAUAUAUCUGUGCCAGCUGGCUCUGAUGCCCACAAGACAUCUAGUGCCACUUCUAGUAUCCAGAAGGCAGCCAGUUUGCACAAAGUGAUGCCAUCCCGGAGUACGCCUUCUCAGCUGGUUCCAAAGCCUCCACCAAACAGCAGGCAGGCAGUGGUCGGAAAGGCUGCAGCCCAGAGGAUUUCCAAGGUGACCUCCACUGAAAGGCAACUGAACGGAUUCCAGAACAGCCUUCACAGUGCUGCAUCCUGUGAGCCAGGGACAAAUUCCACAGCCUCGGCUCGUAGAGAAGGACUGACACUGAACACCAGGUGAGGAAUCCAGAAUGUUGCUUCAAGUGUGGGGCAGAGGAAGAAGCAGCAGUGACUUCAUACUGCCACACUCCCGUAACACCCAGGAAAGCGUAGAAAGGAGGCCCUGGAAAGAGGACAACCCACUGAGGGGAGUACCUGGACAUCUGUGGAAGCUGGUGAUACGCCUGCAAGCUGAGGUGAAUGAUUGCCUCUGAGCGCUUCUGCUGCUGACUCUUGGAGUCCCUUCCUUCCACCUCUUCCUGAUCACUAAACCAUGAGAUCUUCCUGUAAGACGGAGCUUCUCUAGCUGUCUGUAUUAUUCUUCCUAAGGUCCAAAUUUGAACGUAGUCUUAUUUGCUCAGCCGUUUCAGUCUGUCCCAGCCUGCUAACAGCCAAGAUUCUCUGCUGUCAUUGCAUGGCAACCAUCAGCAGAGAAAAAUAUUAGAACAUAUGACUGGAGACAUCUUUGUUGGUUGCCAUCUUGCAUUUUGGCACAGAGCCAUAGAAAUUAUUGGUUUUAAUAAAGUCAUUUCAUUUGUUUGUUUUGGUUAUAAUUUCAGUUAUUAAUUCACACCCCCAAAAUAUUUGCUGUCAUUAUAUUGGACAGGAUUUGAAAUCAGUCUUUAUGUUUCACUGUUGGAUGCUUAUGUUCUGUGUGGCUUAUUUUUGUAUUUUGAUUGCUGUUUGUUUAGGCUUUAUAAACUUUUUUUUAAUUGGCUGAUGUUUUCAGACCCAAGCAUGAACCCUAAGGCCCAGGUGGCUCCUGUCAUUUGCAAUAGUGGCUUGGUGAAGCACUCCAGUUAAAUUUUGCCUAAUGCUAUGAAAAUUAAUUUGCUUGUGUUAGAAAACAACAUCAGCAGCUGGGAAAUGUAUUGGAGAGAAGAUCCACCCAUCCUUAAAACGAACAGGAAGCAGCUUCAGCUCUGGCUCUUUGUCGGUGCCAGGUUAAAGGAAAAUUCAGUAUUUUGCAGCUCCUGCCUUGUCAAACAGCAAGUGGUACGGUUGUAAUUCUUAAAGGGCACAAAAUCUCCUGUUGGUUGUAUCAGAGCCCUCAGAAAUUUGAUUCUAACAGACUGAUUGAUCUGUUUUCAUGCUCCACAGCUCCCCUGUCAUUUCUAGCCUGUAUAGUCAGUGUUGAGAGGUUGUUCUUAUGUGUUGGCAAGUAGAUAAUGAUCAACCCAAAUGGCUGACAGAAGAAACAGAGUCAGAGGGGGAAAGUGUUUUUUCUUGAAAUGAUUGUGUUCAUAUUCACUCUUGGAUUGUGCAUAUUUUCUGGUUUUCAAGACCAGAUAAAUUGUGAGAAGAUGAAAAAGUUAUGCUCAUA